Zea mays is the source of this 693-nucleotide messenger RNA. RefSeq lists its product as uncharacterized. The transcript is spliced from 2 exons. Bases 88 to 495 code for a protein of 135 amino acids. Lineage: Eukaryota; Viridiplantae; Streptophyta; Magnoliopsida; Poales; Poaceae. Gene Ontology annotation, cellular component: nucleosome. Gene Ontology annotation, molecular function: DNA binding; protein heterodimerization activity; structural constituent of chromatin. The record is from RefSeq and is marked validated.
CUUCUCACCACCGCUGCCUCCGCGGUUUCGCUUCCCCCCGUCUUCCCAAGCCUUUGCUUCGCUCUUCGCUUCGGAUUCCCUCUGCUCAUGGCCGGGAGAGGGAAGGCGAUCGGCUCAGGGGCCGCCAAGAAGGCCAUGUCCAGGAGCUCCAAGGCCGGGCUCCAGUUCCCAGUGGGAAGGAUCGCCAGGUUCCUCAAGGCCGGCAAGUACGCCGAGAGGGUCGGCGCCGGCGCCCCCGUCUACCUCGCUGCCGUGCUCGAGUAUCUUGCUGCUGAGGUUCUCGAGCUUGCCGGGAACGCGGCUCGGGACAACAAGAAGACCCGCAUCGUCCCGCGCCACAUCCAGCUCGCCGUCCGCAACGACGAGGAGCUCUCCCGCUUGCUGGGCACGGUGACCAUCGCCAGCGGUGGUGUCAUGCCCAACAUCCAUAACCUGCUGUUGCCCAAGAAGUCUGGCGGCGGCAGUGCCAAGGCUGCGGCUGGUGAUGAGGACUAGACCGACCACGCCUAGCCUUUCAUCCGGUGGUGGCACCUCUUGUGGAUGCUGCCGUAUCAACUUGUGCCUGUGUAGUACGCUCUAGAAAUGCCUUAGGUGUUGCGUUGUAGUUCGGGAUGUGUCUCCCUGUACCACUGCCAAGGAUUAGUUCUGUAUAUUUUGCUAUAAGGAGUGCAUCCUUUGGACGACCUGUUUAUC